This is a messenger RNA of Scophthalmus maximus (turbot), 2474 nucleotides long. RefSeq names its product cytochrome P450. Gene Ontology annotation, molecular function: iron ion binding; heme binding; monooxygenase activity. NCBI's taxonomy places the organism in Eukaryota, Metazoa, Chordata, Actinopteri, Pleuronectiformes, Scophthalmidae. The coding region runs from base 409 to 2040 and encodes 543 amino acids. The record is from RefSeq and is a predicted model, not a curated record. Gene Ontology annotation, biological process: cortisol metabolic process; C21-steroid hormone biosynthetic process; cellular response to peptide hormone stimulus. Gene Ontology annotation, cellular component: mitochondrial inner membrane. The transcript has 10 exons.
GGACGGACAGGAGAUGCCUUCAGUGUCGAGCGUGGACGUCGUGCAAACACGCGUGUAGUCGUCGACAGUCGUCGAACUGACAGUCGUGUAGAACUGACAGUCGUCGAACUGACAGUCGUGUAGAACUGACAGUCGUCGACAGUCGUGUAGAACUGACAGUCGUCGACAGUCGUGUAGAACUGACAGUCGUCGAACUGACAGUCGUCGACAGUCGUGUAGAACUGACAGUCGUCGACAGUCGUCGGGAACUGAUCUUCGCUUCGUCUGGACCGGUCGACUGCUGCAGCCGCAGCAACAUGCUCGACGUCCGAGUCCAGUGAGUUGGUUCAGAGGCAGAAGUAUCAAAGUCUACGGUCAGAGGCUGAGAACCAACGAUCUGUGUGGUUAUAAAAAUAAAAAAAUAAAAAAAUGUGGAGGAAAUCUGUGAUGUUCGUGUCGCUGCGGGUGAACCGAGGACGACACGAUGGGAUCCGUGGAGCUGCAGCGGCUCGAUAUGUCUCCUCCAGCUCCUCCAGCUCCUCAUCCAGCUCCUCAUCCAGCUCCUCAUCCAGCUCCUCCAGCAAACUGAAAACCAUGGCCGAGUUGGGAGGACCGAAUUUCGGCACGACCCUGUACUGGAUGUUCGUGAAGGGCCACUACAGGACGAUGCAUCAGUUACAGAUAGAGCACAGGAAGAUCUACGGACCUCUGUGGAAGUCGAAGUACGGGCCAAUGGUUGUGGUGAACGUGGCCAGCGCCGACCUGAUAGAGCAGGUCCUGAGGCAGGAGGGGAGACACCCGGUGCGGUCAGACAUGCCCAACUGGAGGUUGUACAGAGAGAUGAAUAACCAGGCGUACGGACCCCUGACAGAGAUGGGGGCCAAAUGGCUGCACAUCCGCAGUAUCCUGAACCCUCGGAUGUUGAAGCCUAAACACGUUUCCUCCUACACCGACACCAUCAACGAGGUGGUGACGGACUUCAUCGACAGAGUGGCCUGGCUGCGGGCGAAAAGCGGCCAGGGAGUUAUGGUCAACGACCUGACUGAGGAACUCUACAAAUUUGCUUUUGAAGGAAUCGCUUCAGUGUUGUUUGAGACGCGCUUGGGCUGCAUGAAUGAGGUGUUGCCCGAGGAAACCCAGAAGUUCAUCAACUCCGUGGGGCAAAUGUUUUACCUCACCCCACUCGUUCUCCUGUUCCCCAAGUUCACGUGGCCCUACCUGCGCUUCUGGAAACAGUUCGUGGCGGUCUGGGAUCACCUCUUCAAAUUCACUGAAGAGGUGGUGCAUAAAAAAAUGGACGAGAUCCAGGAAAAGGUGAACAAGGACCAGAGCCUGGAGGGAGCGUACCUCACACACCUGCUCUGCAGUGAUCAGAUGACGGUCACGCAGAUUCUGGGCAGCAUCACUGAACUCCUGCUGGCGGGAGUCGACACAACCUCCAACACCAUCUCCUGGGCUCUGUACCACUUGGCAAAAGAGCCAGAGAUCCAGGAACGGUUAUACCAGGAGGUGAUGAGCGCUUGCCCCGGGGACAGGAUGACGAGCAGCGAUGACAUCACGCGGAUGCCGUUCCUGAAGGCCAUCAUCAGGGAGACACUACGGUUGUAUCCUGUUGUACCAGGAAACGCCCGCAUCAAUGUAGACAGGGAGAUCGUAGUGGGAGAUUACAUCUUCCCCAAAAAGACGCUGUUUCAACUGUGCCACUACGCCGUGUCCAACGAUGAGGAUCACUUCCCCGACCCACACACCUUCAUCCCGCAGCGAUGGCUCCGAGGAGGGGAGGAGAGGUCCAAGCAUCACCCGUUCGGGUCGGUGCCGUUCGGUUUCGGGAUCCGAGCCUGCCUGGGCCGGCGGGUGGCCGAACUCGAGAUGUAUCUCCUCCUGUCCAGAUUGAUGAAGCGCUACGAGGUGAGGCCCGACCCGGCUGGGACGACGGUGGAGCCCAUCACCAGGACCCUGCUUUGCCCUGCGAAACCAAUCAACCUGCAGUUUCUGGACCGAGGGGUCGAGCAGGAGGAGCCGAGAGCGAGAGCAGCAGCAGGAGGAGGAGUUUCUCCGUGAGCGUCGUUAGUAUUCACUCUGUGUCGCCUAGCCUGUCACCAAACACUUAUUUAUACAGAGCUCAGACAAUGAGAAGUGGCUGGAUGGAAUGUAUACCUAAAACUGUGGCGUAGAUUAUAAGCUGCUAGAAAAAGUAGGCUGUACAGUGCACAAUAUAAUACUAUAUAUGUAUAGAAUUUUUAAAAUAAUUGUAUAAAUCUUAAUAUUCAUUCUUUAACCAACACAAAACGUAUAACGUAUUUUUUUUUUCCUCCACGGAUCUGUUUAGUUUCAAUUUUGCAAAUGCUACAUUUUUUGUUUUUAUGCAAUUCUUAUCCUGGGGCCAACCACGAGUUUGAGUUUCCCCAACAUCAUAAUUCACACGUUUGUACUCCCUAUAUGUCUGUUAUUCUAUAUUUUUGAUUAUCGUCAACAAGCAUGUGCUCAUGGUAAUC